Physeter macrocephalus (sperm whale) is the source of this 648-nucleotide messenger RNA. It is a transcript of the gene NSG1, whose product is annotated as neuronal vesicle trafficking associated 1. Lineage: Eukaryota; Metazoa; Chordata; Mammalia; Artiodactyla; Physeteridae. Gene Ontology annotation, cellular component: membrane; endosome. The coding region runs from base 1 to 375 and encodes 124 amino acids. The transcript is spliced from 3 exons. The record is from RefSeq and is a predicted model, not a curated record. Gene Ontology annotation, biological process: clathrin coat assembly; G protein-coupled dopamine receptor signaling pathway; endosomal transport. Gene Ontology annotation, molecular function: clathrin light chain binding.
AUGGCCUUCAUCCCUGGCCUCCAGGCCCACAGCCCCACCCGGAGAGGACAGCGGCAGGUUUGGGUGUCCGUGCUGGUGCUCUUUGCCCUGGCCUUCCUCACCUGUGUCGUCUUCCUGGUCGUCUACAAGGUGUACAAGUAUGACCGUGCCUGCCCCGACGGCUUCGUCCUCAAGAACACCCAGUGCAUCCCAGGAGGCUUGGAGAGCUACUACGCGGAGCAAGACUCCAACGCUCGGGAGAAAUUUUACACCGUCAUCAACCACUACAACCUGGCCAAGCAGAGCAUCACCCGCUCGGUGUCACCGUGGAUGUCAGUUCUGUCAGAAGAGAAGCUCUCAGAGCAGGAGACUGAGGCUGCUGAGAAAUCCGCUUAGCGAGAUGGGCAGGUUCCUUACAGUGUCACUUGAAGGUAACAAAGGGACUUUGAGGGACAUUUCAUUAGAUAUAAUUACUGAUAAUUUAGAGGUUACUCAUGUACGGUGCAACUGCUUCUGUUUGCUAAGGCUGCUCUGCAAACACAGCUUGCUGCAGACCACCCACGGGCAUCAAAUCAAGUGCAUAUCAGCAUUGCUUAAAGAGCUCUGACACCACUUCCCAUGGUAAAGAAUCUUAAUUUAGCGACUUUACUGGGAUUUAUUGGAUGCUGU